Molecule: messenger RNA, 4163 nt
Organism: Papilio xuthus (Asian swallowtail)
Lineage: Eukaryota; Metazoa; Arthropoda; Insecta; Lepidoptera; Papilionidae
Product: pre-mRNA processing factor 18
Exons: 19
Coding region: 137-3952 (1271 amino acids)
Biological process (GO): RNA splicing; double-strand break repair via homologous recombination
Cellular component (GO): nucleus; MCM complex; spliceosomal complex
Molecular function (GO): single-stranded DNA helicase activity; ATP binding; single-stranded DNA binding
Source: RefSeq, a predicted model, not a curated record
UAACGUUGACGUCUUGGCUUGGUCUUGUGUUACUGUUUUACAAAAAAAAAAGUAAUAAUAACAGCAAGAAAAACAAAUUAUUUAAUAACGUGGUAUUAAGUAUUGUGCAUAAUAAGGACAUAUUGUUCAUAUUAAUAUGGAUAUCCUAAAAGCAGAGAUAGCAAGAAAACGUAAACUUAUUGAAGAGAAGAACAUUUUGAACUCAUCUAAGAAGUACUUCAAGAGGGGUGAGCUUAUAGCCAAAGAGCAAGAGGAGUACUUCAAAAAGUAUGGCUUAAAACCUGAGGAACCACAAAGUGAAUCAAAAGAUGAUGAAGAAAAAGCUAACAUACAAGAAAAUGAAAGCAAACAAACAGAAAGUGCAACACUACCAAGAACUGAAGUUGUGAAACGGUUAAGGGAGCGAGGACAUCCAAUAACUUUAUUUGGAGAAAACGAAGUACAGUCAUUUAGAAGACUGAGAAGAAUAGAAAUUCAGGAACCUGAAGCAAAUAGAGGUCUUAGAAAUGACUUCCAGGAAGCAAUGGAGAAAGUAGAUCAAGCAUAUUUAAAUGAAAUAUUAGCAUUAGGAACAAAUAAUGACAAUGAGAAAGCUCACAAUGAAGAUGAUUUAGAUGAUUCUAUCACAUAUGAAUUUAUUCAAGAAAUGGCAAAAACUAUGGGACAGGGUGACAGAAAUCAUGAUAUGACUGUUAUUAUGACAUUGUUGCAGUUUCUCCUAAAAAUGUGGGGCCAGCAACUUAAUUCUGCAACAGCGGCGGAAAAGAAUUCUGUGAAGCACAAAAUGGCUAGAGCAACAUACACACAGACUCAAGUGUACCUCAAACCUUUAACAAGAAAACUGAAGAAGAAAUCUUUACCAGAGGACAUUUGUGACAGUCUCAUGGAAAUAACAAAACAUCUAUUAGAAAGGAAUUAUAUAAUGGCUAGUGAUGCUUACCUACAGAUGGCAAUAGGAAAUGCGCCAUGGCCAAUUGGUGUAACUAUGGUUGGCAUCCACGCUCGUACUGGCCGUGAAAAGAUUUUCUCAAAAAAUGUGGCGCAUGUGAUGAACGAUGAAACGCAAAGAAAAUAUAUACAGGCUUUGAAACGACUUAUGACUAAAUGUCAGGAGUACUUUCCUACUGAUCCAUCCAGAUGUGUUGAAUAUAACACAAUUAGACUUAUAGCACAUGAUACACUUGUUAAAUCUAAGAUGAUACUCGAAUAUUUAUUUAAGUUUCAUUUACAAGAUUGUACCAAUAUAUUAUCUGAAUUAGAUAACUUGGGAUAUUUUAGUAUUAAAAUCGAUUUCAUGAAAUUAUUUGAAACAUAUCCAGAUGUUGGGGAUAAAGUUCUCUGUAGCCCUGUAGAAAACCUACCAAUAUGCAAUCAUGACAUCAUAAAAGCUCAACAAACUAUUCUAGAAAGUGAGGAAUACAACCCCUUAAUUAGCCAACUGAGAUACAAGUUUUUGAAAAGAAAUGUACAAGCAAGAUUUUUUGGUUUACCUGUUUGUCCUGAGCUACACCGUACGAUCUUCCCGAAGAAUGUUGACAUGGGAUGUUUUUUAAAAGUAUCAGGGACAGUUGUAAGAGUAACUCAAACUAAAAUGUUGGAAUACCAACGGAAGUAUGUAUGCAUGAAGUGUAAGUUUGAGAAUUGUGUUGAAGCUGAUUUUGAGAACCGCUACAUAUUAAGAGCUCCGUCUAAAUGUGGAAAUAAGGAUAUGAGAUGUAAGUGUUCAACAUUCACUCAAGUAAAUCUUGUAUCAAGAGAACAUUGUAGAGAUUACCAGGAAAUUAAAAUACAGGAGCAAGUGAAUAAGCUUAGUAUUGGUACAAUACCCGGAUCAAUGUGGGUGGUAUUAGAAGAUGAUCUAGUGGAUUGCUGUAAACCUGGUGAUGAUGUUAAUAUAUGUGGCACAAUUCGUCGACGCUGGCGUCCUUCUGUACAAAAUAAAAAAUCUGAAGUAGAAUUAGUGAUGCAAGCUAAUUAUUUAGAAGUGAGUAAUGCUCAGAGAUCUGAAGUCAUAGCCUCAGCGCCGGAUGUUAAGGAUUGUUUUAAUGAGUUUUGGAGCAAAUUUGAAGCAUGUCCUCUGAGAGGCAGAGACCAGAUUUUAGCUUCAGUAUGUCCACAGGUCUACGGUCUACAUUUGGUGAAACUUGCUGUUAUUCUGACUGUCAUUACAGGGUCCAACCAUGCGUUUGAUGAUGACUCUAAUAAAGAAUUGAAGGAAGAUAAAUAUGCAAUGCAUGUAAGGGGACAGUGUCAUUUGCUGUUAGUUGGGGAUCCAGGUACAGGCAAGUCUCAGUUACUACGUGCAGGGGCGGAGCUAACGCCGCGCUCUGUGUUCACAUCGGGGGCGGGGAGCACGCGCGCUGGCCUCACUUGCGCCGCGCUAAGAGAAGAUGGUGAAUGGCAGCUAGAAGCAGGCGCUCUAGUGUUAUCUGACGGCGGCGUCUGCUGCAUUGAUGAGAUAUCUCACUUGAGGGAACACGAUAGGACUGCCAUACACGAAGCUAUGGAGCAACAAACCAUCUCUAUUGCAAAGGCAGGAAUAGUGUGCAAAUUGAACACGCGGUGCGCAGUGAUAGCGGCUUGCAACCCCAAAGGGCAUUAUCAGACUGACGAGCCACUUAGUACCAAUGUCUCCCUCGGAACACCCUUGUUGAGCAGAUUUGAUUUAAUAUUCAUAUUGCUAGAUUCUAAAAACAAAUCCUGGGAUAAGUUGGUGUCAUCGUACAUUUUACACGGAGCAGCCAGCGCUAAGCAAUCCAAAACAAGAUGGACCAUUGAAAAAUUACAGAUGUAUAUCGGUUUAGUGGGGCCAAGAUGUACGGAAAUGACAAAAUCAGCAAAUGCCAUCCUUCAAUCAUAUUAUAUGCUACAAAGAAAAUCACAGAAUAGAGAUCCCUCAAGAACUACAGUUAGAAUGCUAGACAGUUUAGUAAGAUUAUCACAAGCUCAUUCUCGUCUUAUGUAUCGGACAACAAUAUUACCUGUUGAUGCAAUAAUGGCAGUUUCUCUAGUCGACUUAUCAAUGCAAGAUUGUACAUUAAAUGACACAAUGGAUGCAUUACAUUCAACAUUCCAAAAAUAUCCAGAUUUUGAAUAUCUAUGUACAGCAAAAACAUUACUGGAACACUUAAAUCUAAACCAAAUAUGGAUAGAAGAAUUACUUUGUUAUGCAAAGUUACUAAAAACUGAUCAUAAAACUUUAGAGAGUGAUAUAGAAAUGGGUUGUACUAAAUUAUUCAUAAAAUAUGAUGACAUUACAGAUGAUAAUAUUCAACUGUCAUGUUCAUUAAUAACUAGUACAUAUUUUAAAAAAGAUGAGAAACCACACAACUCUAACAAAGAAAAUAGUAAUACAGAAAAACAAAUAAUUAAUAACAGAUUAGCUGCAACAUUAAAAAAGCAUGCUGCAUUAAAUAAAGUUGACGAUAAAUUGCCAGAUACAAAAAAGAAAACACGAAAAAGAAAACGGAAAGAAGUAACCGCAGAUGUUAGUGCGGUUAUGAAAAAUAAACCAAAAUUCUCAAAAAAGAACAAAAUAGAAUCUGACAGCGAUGAAAAUAAUGAUUCAACAAUAAUGCUAAAUGCUGUUCCAAGUGUUAAUGAUAUUUUUAAUGAUUUAGAUAUUGAUUUAAAUAAUGAUAAUGAAUCUUAUACAAUUGAGACUGAAGAUAAUAUCGAAAAAGAUUCUGAAGAAGUUAAAAGAGACACUAAAGCAAAUGAAUCAAAUAAAACCGAAAAUAAAACGUUAAAUUUCUUAAAACAAUUUCAAUAUGUUAAGAAAGAUGAUCCAAAAAAAAUUGAAGACAAUAUAAAAGAUCAAGAAAUAGUUUUACUAAGCGACAUUAAAAAAGAACCAAAUGAAAGUGUUAAUAAAAGUUUUAACAAACCUACUUCUAGUUCCCAAAUAUCUAUAUUCGAGAGCACAGAUUGUGAUAUUGAUUUGGACAUAUGAUAAACUAGAAUUUAAAAACAAACAAAAUAAUGUACCUGCAGAGUCUCCAAGGCAGUAAAUUAAUGGAAGAAUUUCUUAAUUUUUUCAGAUUUUUUGGACCCUCAAACUUUUAAAGGCAGGUAAUGCAUCAAUGAAUGUCUAUGAUUUCAGAUGCCUUGCUCGUUUGCUACCUUAUGAUAAAAAAGCUAUUCGCCCUAUGUAUAAAUGAAAU